UUAUAAUAAUAUAUAUAAAUACUUAAGUAAAUGCGUUCCACAAAAUUAUUUUUAUUGUUCGUACACACGUUUGCCUUAUGAAUCUUAUAAUACGAGUAUGAAUUGAAUUGAUACCAUAAUGAACGGAAAGACGAACGUUGAAUUUACAAAAUAAACGAUAGUGAUGAAUUAUAAGCGUAUAAUGUUUUAAAAUCUACAAAUAUCCUAUUAUUCACCUUAUUACUAUAACGAUAGGGGUGAGAUUUCACUAGAGUUGUAAUAUGUUUAUUUUCUCGCGAAGGAAGUUGAUACUUUAUUGCAAAGUUAAUGUAAAACAUUGUAAUACUCCUCACAUUCUGGUUCAGUCCAUUUCAAUAUGUGUUCGAGUAAACAUAUUCUACGUCUACAUUAUGUACAAGUUAGUUUUACCCAAUGGUCUUAUUCAACAGGAGAGUAUACAGUUCAACGCCACAGGGACGAGUGAGACGUGUCACUCAAAAUGCCAUGUCGCGGCCAAGACUCACAGCACAAGCACCUUCAGCACAGGUCACUGCAGCGAGCACAUCUCAACCAUGGCGAAGGCUUUCUGUGUUCUACUGGUGGUCGCGGCGGCGUCGGCGGUCCACGUGUCCUACGUGGCUCCGGUGGCCAGCGGGUACAUCUACAGGAGCGAUAACGGAGGCCCCGCGAGCCUCAUCCAGCUUGGAGCGCAGCAGUACCACCAGCCCGCGGCUUUCGCGCCACCUCUCCCUAUAGCGCAACCUUUGACCUUACCUUUACCUGAGCCUGAGGUCUACGAACUGCCCGCAACUCCUCUAACUUUCCACGGCGAAGCCGAACCCCUCGCUCAGCAUAUCGCCGAUCAAGAUGACGACGAUGAUGAUGAAGAUGACGAGGAGGAACACCCCGAUCCGGAGCUGUACGGAGAUUUAAUCGAAGUCGGACAUGGGCACGGACACGGCCACGCUUAUGAAAAGGGAGCAGGCAGCGACUACGGCGAAGAACACCAUGCCGCCCAUGGUGAAAAGGGUAGCAAGGGCUAUAACUCCAAAGACCACCACGCUUCAGGCGAAUCUGGACACUACGGCAAGGAACAUAAGGAGGGCCACUACGGCGAAUCCGAAGGGGAGAAAUCUGCCCACCACGACGAAGCUGAUGCCCACGGAAAGCACCACGAAGCCGGCUCCAGCUACGAGGGAGGCGACCACGGUCACAAGAAGCACUUCAGCAAAGGCGAGGAUGUGACCGGCUACCACAAGGUGUUCCACAAGGACGAGUUCAAGAAGGACCACGACUUCUACGACGUCGCCGACAACAGCGGCCACUUCAACAAGUACGGCAACGAGAAGGGCCAUCACGGAUCUGAGGAAGGCGGCCACAAAGAAGGUGGAUCCCACGACUCUGGUUCUGAUAAGGGUGAGUUUGGCAAAGCGGGCUUCCACGCUAAAGGGCAUCACGAUGAAAGCGACGAUAGCCAUUCCGCUGAGGAGGGUAAGGAGAGCCACUUCAAUCACAGCGAGGAGCACGGCAAGAAAGGCAGCAAUGAAAAUGGGAAAGAGUACCACUUCCAAGAUGAUGAUGAUGAUGAGGAGGAGGACGACGAAUAAACAACUAAACUGAUGAUAAUGUGUAAAUAUUUGUUAACUAAUUGUCCGUUUAAAUUGUUAUGUUUGUACGAAACGAAUGAUGCUGUAAAUAUUUUUUUAACGCUGAUAUAAACAAUUGAAAACUUAA
Cydia pomonella (codling moth) is the source of this 1713-nucleotide messenger RNA. RefSeq names its product sarcoplasmic reticulum histidine-rich calcium-binding protein-like. The transcript has 3 exons. The record is from RefSeq and is a predicted model, not a curated record. NCBI's taxonomy places the organism in Eukaryota, Metazoa, Arthropoda, Insecta, Lepidoptera, Tortricidae. The coding region runs from base 261 to 1586 and encodes 441 amino acids.